Beta vulgaris subsp. vulgaris (sugar beet) is the source of this 1031-nucleotide messenger RNA. Its product is annotated as protein NUCLEAR FUSION DEFECTIVE 4. Lineage: Eukaryota; Viridiplantae; Streptophyta; Magnoliopsida; Caryophyllales; Amaranthaceae. Bases 220 to 945 code for a protein of 241 amino acids. The transcript is spliced from 2 exons. Gene Ontology annotation, cellular component: membrane. The record is from RefSeq and is a predicted model, not a curated record.
CCAAAUUUUUACAACCCUUAGCUACAUCAAGUCUAUAUAUACUUCUAUAUAUCGCAAAUAUUUCUUUCUUAAUACAUACUUCCAUGACAUCCAAACUUCCUUAACUAUAACACUAAGCUAAUAUAGCCAAUUUUCCUUUCUCAUAAACCUAGCUAGUUACUUAUAAAAGAGCUUUUUUUAUGCUUACAUGUGGUAGUUAAGAUCUUAAGGAUUAGAAACAUGGGUGAUUUUGUGUUACAAGUGAUACAAGGUAGGUGGUUCAUGGUCUUCGCAUGUCUUCAAAUCAUGGGAAUGGCUGGAGUAAACUACCUAUUUAGCCUCUACUCUAAUGACAUAAAAUCGUCGAUGGGCUACGACCAAGCAACUCUCAAUCUGGUUAGUGUCUCUAAGGACUUGGGUUGCUAUGUAGGCAUAUUCACUAGCCUCAUUAGUGAGGUCACACCUCCUUGGGUGGUUCUCUCUAUCGGAGCUGCGAUGAACUUCUUCGGAUACUUUAUGAUUUGGCUAGCCGUCACUAGUCGUUUGAAGAGAGUUCCUUUGUGGCAAAUGUGCAUCUACAUUUGUAUAGCAUGUAACUCUCAAACUUUUAUCAACAUAAGCACAUUUGUUACUUGUGUAAAGAACUUCCCUAGAAGUAGGGGGGUUGUAAUGGGACUUCUAAUGGGUUAUGUGGGUUUAAGUGGUGCAAUACUUACACAACUCUACCAUGCCUUUUAUGGUAACAAGUCUACCAACCUUAUAUUGUUAUUCGCCUGGCUUCCUACCGCGAUUAUCAUUAUCUUCUUUCGAGCCAUUAGGAUUAUGAAACUAAAAGAUCAGCAACAAAAGGAUGAGGUUAAGGUCUUCUACAAUCUCCUCUACAUAUCACUCUUCUUAGCAGGAUUUCUCAUGGCCACCUCCUCAUCGCGUUCGCGGUCCCUAACUCAGUCUAUGCAACCUCAGUGAUCAUAGGAUUCUGCUUUGGUGCACAAGGUCCAUUGAUAAAUGCCACCAUAUCAGAAAUAUUUGGCCUCAAACAUUUUUCUAUGCUC